UGUCUUGACGUGUGUUUGUGUCCCACCUCCCCUCCUCCUCCAGCCGAGCAGCGUGUCCUCCUGCGGGGUGUCGGAGACAGCUGGCCCUGCCCUGGUGCAGAGGGAGCGGAGCGGGGACUGGACACCGAAACGGACACGAGCCGGGAAUGGCGUCGCUCGGCGUGGGUCUGCAUCUCGUCCGGCGGCGCGCAGCGGGCAGGAGCGCAGCGGUGGAGCGGAGGAACCUGCUCACGGUGUGCAGGUUCUCAGUGAAGACUCUGCUCGACCGCUCCUGUUUUGAGACGAUAGAUGACUCAUCUACAGAGUUCAUUAAUUUCGUUUCCAUCCUGGAGCACAUCCUUAAUCAUCGGCUCAAAGGUCAGACGACGUGGUUUGGCUAUGAGAGUCCUCGGAGUUUCUGGGAUUACAUAAAAGCAGCCUGCGGCAAAGUCCCUCACAAUUGCAUUCGAAGCAUUGAGAGCAUGGAAAACGUGCGAUCAUCAAGAGCGAAGGGGCGGGCAUGGAUCAGAGUGGUGCUGAUGGAGAAAAGACUUUCAGAAUACAUGUCAUCUGCACUGAGGGACUUCAAAACCACCAGGAGGUGUUACGAGGAUGGUGCAAUCAUGCUGGGAGAGGAGGCGGGGCUGUUAGCAGACACGCUCAUUGGACUCAACACCAUUGACUUCAGCUUUUGUCUGAAGGGGGAGGGUCUGGACAGCAGCUGCCCCGCCGUGAUCGACUACACGCCUUACCUGAAGUUCACUCAGAGUGCAGACAGCAUCAGCAGCGAUGAGGAGGAGAUGAGGACUCUCGGGAGCAGUGGCAGUGAGAGCAGCUCCCCCGACAAAACGGCCACCGCCGCCUCCAUCUUCACCGAGCAGAGCAACUUGGUCAGCAAGUGCAAACGCUUUGAGCAGAAGUAUCGCGUGGUGCUGGAGCAGAAGGGUUACCUGGAGGAGCUGGUCCGUCUGCGAGAAGCCCAGCUGUCGGCGGCCGUGUCUCAUAACAAAGCUCUUCAGCGGAACCUAGCAGACACACACCUCUCCCACGCACUGGAGAAGGAACAGCUGGAGUUCAUCAUACUGGAACUACAGGACCAACUGACAGUGCUGAAGAACAAUGAUUUGCGGUCCAGACAGGAGUUGACAGCUCAUCUGACCAAUCAGUGGCCGUCCCCUGAUGCCCUGGACGCCAACGCUGUUGCCCUGGACACACUGCUGUACAGGAAGAGCACUGGACAGUGGGAGGAGAAGAGUUUCCAAAGUCUGGAGCAGCUGUCUGCAGACAUGAGCCUCUCCCAGACUUCUCUUGAACCGUCACACACACUGAGUCUGGAGGCCCGGCUGGCCGGCACACAGUGGCGCCACCAGGAUAAAGAGGAAACUCCCUCUCUGAGAGGUCUGUGUGGCUCCCUGACAUCCGUCGCCAGCUACAAGUCUCUGGCCAGCCUGAAGUCCAGCGAGUGUUUGGUCAGUCCUGCAACGGAAAUCAGCAGCCCAGGAAUCACCCCUUCAUAGAGAACAGACGACAACGGACGACAAUGCAGGAACCACCUCAGUGUAGGUGAUCCUGAUUUUCUGCUCAGAGAGAUUUAUGUUAUGUACAUUUAGCCCACAUUCCUGACAGAUCGACAGCAUAUUUUAAAACUGAGGAUCUGUUGAAGCAUGUUCUUUGAUUUGUGAUAGAACUCAGACCAGCACCAUCAGACCGAUUAACAAAUGCACGUCUGAGUUGAAACACUGGUCACUCGUCUCACUUGUGAGAUUAAUCAAUGUGAUUGGUUUUGUUUUGUAGUUGUUUUUAUCUGUACUGCAUCAUUUGUCUUUCUUUAUUGGAAAAAAAAUAGGGAGUUUACGUAUGAAGUUUAUGUCACUUCAUAGAACUGAGAAGACGCCGAUGAGGGUGUGUCUUCCCUCCUCUACGAGGAGGUUUCACUGCAUGCUGAAAAUACUGAUCAGAGUUUAGGGUGCAAAAGCCUUGGUCUGUGUUUGAUCUUGUUUCUCACUACAAAUUGACUCCUGUAGUUAAAAGGGUCCUUUGAUAGCCUCUGUGCUGUUACUGCUGAUACCAGUUAUGUUUUCUUUUAAUCUACUCAUUUCUUUGAUUCAUAAUGAAGGUACUUUCACUGUUGUCACAUUACAUUAUCAAAGUUUUGCAUAGUCUCACAUCAUGUUCUUGCGCCUUUCUCAGUCUUUUAUGUUGUACAUAAUGCAAUAUCAAAUGGGUUUGUUCUCAGGUAAUGACCACUAUGAUUAAUAUUCAACCAUCAGUUCUGGGUUUAGACCAUCCUUAUUCCCUUUACUUAUUUAAAUGCAGUAUUUAUACUUUAACGGCUAGUUACCACAAACAGAUCAAUCCUUAAACUUUAAGAUAAUCUGUUAGGACACAAAUGAAUAUAUUGCAAUAGAGAUAUUGAGUAUGAGAAAAUAUGUUGACAGAAUAUCAGUAGAAUAAUUGAUAUAUAAUUAAUCUUAUUGGUGACUAGCCGAAUACCUCAAUACUGAACUUAUGACUUUGCCUUUAGCUCUUUCCAGCAGUCAUUUGCACAGACAUACUACACACAAUGUUUUAUGGAUGUUUACCUUUUUAAUCUUCAUUUUGAAUAAACUCCACUUGCUGAAACUGUGAAA
Scophthalmus maximus (turbot) is the source of this 2609-nucleotide messenger RNA. It is a transcript of the gene rundc3b, whose product is annotated as RUN domain containing 3b. Lineage: Eukaryota; Metazoa; Chordata; Actinopteri; Pleuronectiformes; Scophthalmidae. The transcript has 11 exons. Bases 147 to 1496 code for a protein of 449 amino acids. The record is from RefSeq and is a predicted model, not a curated record.